Molecule: messenger RNA, 23460 nt
Organism: Puma concolor (puma)
Lineage: Eukaryota; Metazoa; Chordata; Mammalia; Carnivora; Felidae
Source: RefSeq, a predicted model, not a curated record
AUGGAACAUCACUUUGCCUCCCCUGAGCUUGGUUCUGAGGGAGACACCACGCUAACCCCCAGUGUUUCCCUGCUGUCACCUGCUUCAGAUCUGGGUGAUAAAGUGCCAGGCUCUAGCACAUCCUCAGUGCAGACAGUUACCUCUUCCACGACCACGGGGAUCCCGGGGAGCCCAGAGAGGACGGAGCCCAAUGCAGCUGUCACGUUUCCCAUAAUGGCAAGUAAUCCAGCGGCAAGUGCUGGGAGGGUCAGAAGUGCCACCUCUACCCUGGCCCGUCCAUCUCCCCCAGGGGAAGAGACAGCAGGAAGCAUGCUCCCCCUCAGCACCUCCCCCGAGACCCCAGACCCGCCCAGCCUCCCCGCAGCCGGGACUUCGGCUUCGGAACCGUCGGGUGGCCCUGGAACCCUCAGCAUCACCAGUGUGUCUGGAAUGAAGACUUCAUUUUCUCCAUCCCCCUCCUCUGCCUCAGAAGAGACCAACACCCUUUUAUUUACUACUGGAGAGGAUUCAAAGAAACCUUUAAAUCCAUCUGUGUCUCCACCUGAGACCUCUGUUUCCAGAGACAAGACCACCUUGGCCUUCACCUCUGUGCCCACACAAACCCUCUCAGCCGUGGACUCCUGGGCUACACGCUCAGGUGAGUACCCCUCAUCCCAUAUAGCGAAUGCCUUCAGGACCACAAACAGCACCUCCAUUGCACAGUCAGCCAACACCACUCUUCCUAAAACUUCUCGGUUGACGAGGACCCCUGCUUUUAUUCCUGCAGCUGCCAUGUCACAGACCAACACUGUACUUCACAGCAAUGCUUGGCCGGAGACGAGUCCCAAAUUUGCAACAAGGUCGCCUCCGGCACGAAGCACUGUGUCAGCGACUGCCCCUCUUCUUUCUGCGGCUGGCGUGGUUCCUGGAUUCAGUUCCCUAAAAACCAGCUCCACGGAAGGAGUGUCUGUGUGGCAGCCUUCAACAGACAACCCAAGAGGUCCAGCCACCGUUCCUUCCGGACCUUCCACCAGGAUGCAGCCCACAGAGGGAAAUGGUGGGGAAAGGAAGUCGGGAACAACCCACCCGCCCAUUGGAACCGCAUCUCCACCUGAGACAUCCACACAUGCCUCCCUGGCCAAGGAAAGCCGUUGGGUCUCAACGAGUGCAUCUCAGUCCACUGGUGCUUCCAGCUCAAGGACUGUACGAAGGACAAGCCACUUGGCUGGCCCCUUGUCUGGGGCCCCCUAUGAUUUGUCCUCUGGGGGGCUUACAGUUUCUGGGGAUGAAACCAGCCCACCUCUGGCUCCAGAAACAACUGCAGUUCACUCGCCUGAUAACUCGUCUUCAUCUGCUGCUUCUGUUGCCCCAGUCCCAGUGGCCACCACAUUUUUAGCCCAGAAGGUCACCGCAAGCACUGUAGCCGGCACAGCUGAGGCUAGUAAAUGGGACAUGCCCAUAUCUUCUAGGACUUCCUCAUCACUUAGCAACUCCCCAGCCAGUGCGGACACAGGGAGGGGCGUCUCUGUUCCCCUGGCUACUCCAUCGUCAGCCCCGUCAGUGGAGCCAUCAGAAGAAAGUGUUGCUACCUCUGGCACCCGCCCAGAACCAACAGACUCACCCGGCGUCCUCCUCAGAGAGGUGCAAACCAGUCCAGAGAGUUACACGCCCCUUGUCUCACCCUCGGUGAAGGCCACCACGGCUGUAUCAAUAGCAAAAAUGGAGACUGAUGAAAUCUCUUACUCUUCUGGGUCGCCACCUGUGAUGUCACUUCCCGGAAAGAUCGGCACCAGUGGUACCGGGGCCUCCACCACAUACGUCCCCCCUCCGGAUCCCAUGGUGACACGUUCAGCUCAGGUCUCUUCAUCCCAUUUGGUGAAAGAGCUCAGAACCACAGACACUUAUGCAAGAACAGAGUCCGCCAGCCCAGCUGCUGAUGCUGGAAGUCCUCAAAUCCCAAGGACACCCAGUCCCAUUAGCCCAGACAGGAUGGCAGGGGCCAGCACAGACACAGCUGAACGCUUCACUGGAUCCCAGGGCACAGAUCCGGCAGAAAAAUCCCCUGGCUUCGGGACACGGUCAACCCUAGGACCAGUGUCUGUCGUGGCCUCUGCCUCCCCUCCCUCUGGAAGCAGCACAUUGGAACUGACCUCUGACGCCUCAGGUGAGUCCUUGACCCUGAGCACCAGUAACGAGAGCACAAUCACUUCUUGGCUCCGGGCUCUCAGUACGUCUCUCCCCAUGGUAACGUGGCUGAGUACCAGCUCAACAGAGGAAAGGGCCUUAAAUGCUCCCGAUGCUUCAAGUCCAAGUUCAUCCAAGACAUUUGCUGCAUUUACACCUUCUGUACCUUCCCAUGAACUUGCAGAUCCAGGGGUAGACACCACUGUUCUCCAAAAUACAGAUUCAACCACCAUUUCCAGGCCUCUCCAGCACAGAAGCCGGGCAGAGCUCAUCUCGGCCCCUCCCCAUUACCUCUCCAUCGACAGAGCCCACAUCCCCAGCAGCACUGACCACUUCAACACCCAAGAGAAGACUCACAUCAGGGGCAACAAGACCAGCCGGCUCCGUGUCUCGAGACGAGACGAGCUCAUCCCCAAGGCGGACUGCAGAGGUCCUCAGGAGCCUGUGACAACCACCACUGGGGAGCUGAGUGAGGGGGCGUAUGGAGGCACCAUGUGGUCAACGGGUGACCCCAUGUCUCUGGUGACUGCAGGCAGACUGGGCCUGCCCACAAGAAGCCCAGGAACAUCUGAAGAUAUCCUAAAUCCAAGCUCCAAGGAGCCCAGCAGCAGCCACAAGACCAGGAUCACUGUGGGGACUUCUCUUAGGAAGACUCCAAAAGAGACUGUCCCUGUGGAUACCACAGUGGGACUGGCCACCCUUCAGUCCCCGAACACAGGGAGUGUCAGCACCAAACUCCUUCCCUUGCCCACAGGAAACACGAUGACAGCAGAAUCAUCCACAGAAAUGGCAGUAGUUACAAAUAACAUCUCACACUCCACACAUCCGGCUGAGGCCUGGGCUAGUACUUAUUCUGGGACACCAGAAGGGACAAGCCAGUCAAGAGGAACAAUGUCCUCUUUCCACCCAGAAUCAACUUCUGUAGGUGCCACAGGGAAGGUUCAGCAAGUCAGCUCAGGCUUGACUUCAAAGACAACUGAAAUGGACUUGUCCACACGGUUUGGCUCCACCGAGGGGACCGCAGUGGACACUCAUUUCCCCUUGAGCACAUCUUCCACUGGUCUUCAAGACUCUGCAACAAGUUUAGUUAUCUCCAAGGUAGCCACAGGCUCAGUGGCAGAUAAAUCUGAACUUAAAACCAUGCCGUGGGUCAGCACCGUGGUCAUUCCUUCCACGGCCUUCAGUACAAAGGCAAUGGCAGUUGAACGACAGACAGGUGGAUCUGUGGGGAAGGCUUAUUCAUCUGGCCCAUGGCCAAAGCAGAUACCUGGGAGUGACCCAAUGUCGAGUGCCUCCCCUGUGAAGCCAGACACAGCUACCACCACCCUCACAACCCACAUUCCUCCAACAGGACCUUGGACUUCUGACAGGUCAGAAGGCUCAGCCGCUAUCAGCCUCACCAGUAUGGCAAAAGACACAACUGGUUCCUCUAUAUCUGCUACUUCCCCUUUGGUGGGGCCCAAUUCUGAGUCCAUCACUGGACUGGAGACCACUGAAAUGGCAUCUCCACCUGGGGUCCCUUCUGUGACAUCAUAUCCGACAGAACUAACAAGCAAGGGUGGGGCUCUCACCUUGGUGAUCAUCACCUCCAGCCCCAGGGGAGCAAAGUCAGUUUCAACUAUAAUGACUAGCCCGGAGAGGAAGUCCAGGGCCACAGUCAGCACCCAAGCACCAGGGACCUCUCCAUGGACUGUCACAGACACAGCUGUCCAGUCACAUGUCACUGGUUUGCCCAAAGUCCGUUCUACAGGGAGGACACUUUCCUCCUCAGCAGUGGCUACUGGAACAGCUGAACAACAAACAAGUGUAUCUGUGGGUGCGGCUUAUUCAUCUGCUAUCACACGGUCAGACAAGACAACUGGGAGUGAUCUGAUUCAUGGUGCAUCUCUAGAAGCCACAGACACAUUGCAUCUCACCUCCAGAGAACAAACCACAUCGGCAACUCUGACCUUUAAAAGCCAAGCCAUCACCAGCCCUACCAAUGAUGCUUCAGGAGGAAAAAUGAACUCUUCACCAUCUGGUGUAUUUCCUUCAAUGGAGUCUAAGACGCUGGUGGCCGUCACAAGUGUAACGACUAGUAAGGCUGCCUCUAUGACUGAGCAACUGUCACAGACCUCAUUUCCUGCAGAAGCGAGCAUGAUGAGUACGACCACAGCCCCCCCUCCACGUGUCAUCACCACUAUCACCACUAUGGGAACCAACUCAGUCCUGACUACCAUGUCCAACCCAAAGAGGAGAGAGAGCACCAUGGACAGCACCCUGGCUACAGAGACCAGCACAUCUGCCAUGGAGCAUCCUUCCACCUGGUCAUCCACAACUGCUUCUGCCCCAACAUCAGGCUCCUCGGCUAUGAAAGACAUAACUUCAAUUUUGAAAGUCACAGGUUCUCCCAAAACAACUUCUGCAAUGGGCACAACUUCAUCCUUAGCAUCAAGCACAGAAUCAGGCUCUUUAUCUACUCCCCAUGGCAUUAUGACUAUUACUGGAACCAGCCCAGCCAGUCCAUCUUCUCGUGCUUCAGCUGAAGAUAUGAGGUCCACAAAUAUGAGAACAUUGACUCCUUCAGACACAACUGCAUCUAUGCCCAUUUCAACUUCUGGUAUCGAGAAGAUGAACACCUUACUUCCUGACAUUUUAGACACAAGUUGGACUACCAGUAAAAGAAAUAUGGAAGUUCUGCCUGGUUCAAUGGCUUUCACUGACCAUCCAAAUACAAAGACUGACCCCAAUAUCCUCCUAUCCGUUUCACUGCCUGAUUCUCUGCCCACACAUGACUGGACUACUGGGAAACCUGUGUCACCAGCCACAACCACUACCUCCACUCCUCAAGGGGACACAACUCAAAAAUUCAAUGUAAUGAACACGAUCAAACCAACUACCUCAUACAUACCAUUCUUUACAACGGAAACAGGUAUAGCUCCUUCGCUAAGUUACACUCCUACAAAUGAAGAGAGAAGAACAGAGAAAUACACCAAUGACAAAAUAUCUACCCCAACACUUCCUCAGUCCAUGAGGUCAUCAGAUACCAUCAGGGGCCAUAUAAUGAAAGUUGUGACAAAUGGUGAAAAACUAACCAUGAGUGAACAGAAUGGUACUACUAGGACUACAUCUGAGGGCACGCUAGCCUUGGGUACCUCAGCCAUAGCAUCAAGGGCAGAGAUGCACUCGGCUGCGACUCAGGGUUCUAGACACUCAGAGACGACCACUAGCAUGGACAGACAUUCAGAGGAUGUGUCACACCCAAGCCCUUCCUCUGAGCAGGACAUCAGCUCUCCAUCUUCCCUGGUGCCUUUAUCUUCCAUGACCUCAUCCUCUACAGUGUCCCCCACACUGCCAACCAGUAAUCCUCCUUCUCUUGUACCUGUCACGUCACCUCUCACCCAUGGCCUGCUGAGGACCCACAGCACUUGGAACACAAGCUUGGAAGGUGUGAUCAGUUUACCCUCAGGUCUGAGUAAAACCUCAGUAGAGAUUCAGGCCUCGUCUGAAGACUCUACUGAUACAGAGGCCACUCACCUUCCUCAAAACACAGCAGUGACCUACGUAGGGACCCUCAGUUCUGCAUGGGAAUCUAACCCCGUGACCCCAGCGGGCUUACAGCCAGACACAGGCACAUCUCAUGUCAAGACCUCCUCCAUUGGUGGGGAUGCCAUGGCUUCCACAAAAGGGUCGGGCCUCUCUGGAACCACGGAGACUGAGACACCAUCAAAGAUGUCCCUGGCCCCAGACCCAUGGGAAACCAACACGUUCCGGCACACUAGCUCAGCCACAGAGGAAAUCACUGUCCCUUCCAAGGUGUCCACAGGUACUAAUACUGAGGCCACCAGGACAGACAUCAUGUUCUUUAGCAGGGCAUCCAGCCCGGGCCCUGUUCAGCUCACGAUGUCACCAGACUUCCCCACAGAAAUCAACACCAGGCUCUCUCUUUCCCCCGUCAUGACAGAAUCUGAACCUAUAACCAUGGACACUAUAAACAUUCCCUUAGAGGCUAUACCCCAAGGCACACUAGUCUGGGAUACAUCAGCCACAGCAUCAGGGGCACAGACACACUCAGCCAUGACUCAGAGUUCUCCACGCCCAGAGAUGACCACUAGGGGGGACAGAGGUUCUGAAGAUGAGUCACCCGCCAGCCCUUCCUCUGAGCAGGACAUCAGCUCUCCAUCUUCCCUGGUGCCAUCUUUACAAGUUAUGUCCUUGACUUCUGCAGUGUCCCCCACACCUCCAGACAGUAGUUCUUACCCUUCUGACUCUGUCACCUCACCUCUCACCACUGGCCUGCCGAGGACCCACAUCACAUGGGGUACGAGCUCGGAAGGUGUGAACAGUUCACCCUCAGGUCUGAGUCAGACCUCAGUCGAUGUAUGGGCCCCAUCUGAAGUCUCUACCACUACAGAAGCUAUUCACCCUCCCAAAACCACAGCAGUGACCCACAUGGGGACCCUCAGUACUGCAUGGGAAGCCCACUCCUCAGCCCCAGCUGUCUCAGAGACAGCCACUGGCACAACUCCGAUUGAGACCUCCCCCACUGGUGGGACCACAAUGGCUGUCACACCAAUGCCUGGCUUCUCUGGAACCACGGAGACUGAGACACAGACAAAGUCCUCCCUGGCCCUGCAACCACAGGAAACCAUCACAUCCCAGCACACCACCUCAGCUACAGAGGAAAUUACCGUCCCUUCCGAAGUGUCCACUGGUACUAGGUCUGGGGUCUCCAGGACAGUGUUCAUCUCCCGGAGUGGAACUUCCAUCCCUGUCCCUACUCGGGCCACAGUGUCACCAGGCAUCCCCAUGGGAAUCAACACCAGGCUCUCUGCCUCACCAGUCAUGGCAGAAUCUUCACCUAUAGCCAAGGCCACUGAAACCAUUCCCCCGGAAGCUAUAUCCCAGGGCAUGCUAGCCUGGGGCACAUUAGCGACAGCCUUGGAGCCUCAUACGCUCUCGGCUGUGACUCAGGGUUCUCCACCUUCAGAUGUGACCACUAGCAUGGACAGGCGAUCUGAGGGUGUGUCACUCUCAAGCCCUUCUUCUGAGCAGGACGUCAGCUCUCCAUCUUCCUUGGUGCCUUUACAUGCCAUGACCUCGUCCUCUGCAGUGUCCUCCACUCUCCCAGCCAGUAGUCCUUUUCCUUCUGACUCUGUCACCUCACCUCUCACCGCUGGCCUGCCGAGGACCCACAUCACAUGGGGUACAAGCUCAGAAGGUGUAACUAGUUCACCCUCAGGUCUCAGUCAAACCUCAGUCGAUGUAUGGAUGCCAUCUGAAGUCUCUACCACUACGGAAGCUAUUCACCCUUCUGAAAACACAGCAGUGACCCACAAGGGGACCCUCAGUUCCACAUGGGAAUCCCGCUCCUCGGCCCCAGCUGGCUCAGAGAUAGCCACAAGAAUGUCUCCGAUCAAGACCUCCUCCCUCGAUGGGGAUGCCACAACUUCCACACCAACGCCUGGCCUCUCUGGAACCAUGGAGCCUGAGACACAGUCACAGUCGUCCAUGGCCCUGGAACCACAGGAAACUGGCACAUUCCCCCAUACUAUCUCAGCCACAGAGGACAUGAGCAUCUCUCCCAAGGUCUCCACUGAGUCUAGUGCUGGGGCCUCCAGGACAGACGUCAUGUUCUCUAGCAGGACAUCCACCCCUGGCCCUGUUCAGCUCACAAUGUCACCAGACAUCCUCACAGAAAUCAAUACCAGGCUCUCUACCUCCCCUGUCAAGGCAGAAUCUGAACCUAUAACCAUGGCCACUGAAACUGGUCCCCCAGGGACUACAUCCCAAGGCACACUAGCCUGGGACACAUCAGACACAGCAUCGGGGGCACAGACACACUCAGCCGUGACUCAAGGUUCUCCACACUCAGAGAUGACCACUAGUGGGGACAGAGUUUCUGAAGAUGAGUCACCUGCCAGCCCUUCCUCUGAGCAGGACAUCAGCUCUCCAUCUUCCCUGGUGCCUUCUUUACAAGUUAUGUCCUUGACUUCUUCAGUGUCCCCCACACUGCCAGCCAGUAGUCCUUUUCCUUCUGACUCUGUCACCUCACCUCUCACCACUGGCCUGCCGAGGACCCACAUCACAUGGGGUACGAGCUCGGAAGGUGUGAACAGUUCACCCUCAGGCCUGAGUCAGACCUCAGUGGAGAUAUGGGCCAUGCCUGAAGCCUCUACCACUACAAAUACAAUGCCCCCUUCUGAAAACACAGCAGUGUCCCAGGUGGGGACCCUCGGUACCUCAAGGGAAUCCCACUCCUCGGCCCCAGCUGGCUCAGAAUCAGCCACAGGCACAUCUCUAGUCAAGACCUCCUCCCUCGAUGGGGACACCAUGGUUUCCACUCCAAUGCCUGACCUCUCUGCAACCACGGAGAUAAAGGCACAGUCAAUGUCAUCCCAGGCCCCAGAACCACGGGAAACUGGAACAUCCCGCCAUACCAGCUCAGCCCCAGAGGAAAUCACCGUCCUUUCUGAGCUGUCCACUGGUAAUAGUGCUGAGGCCUCUAGGACAGCUGUCAUCUCCCCUAGCAGGACAUCCAUCCCUGGACCUGGUCUGCCAACAUUGUCACCAGACAUCCCCACGGGUAUCAACAACAGGCUCUCUAUCUCACCUGUCAUCGCAGAAUCCUCACCCAUAUCCAACACCACCAAAACAGUUCCCCGACCGACUACAUCCCAAGGCAGUAUAGCCAGGGACUCAUCAGCCACAGCUUCGUGGGCAGAGAUGCACUCAGUUGUGACUCAGAGUUCUCCACACUCAGAUGGGACUACUAGCGUGGACAGGGUUUCUGAGGAUAUGUCACGCAGAAGCCCUUCCACUGAGCAGGACAUCAGGUCUCCAUCUUCUCUGGAGCCUUUCCAUGCCAUGACCUCGGCCUCUGCAGUGUCCCCCACAUUACCACCCACUAGCCCUUCUCCUCCUGCUUCUGUCACCUCACCUCUCACCCUCAGCCUCUUGAGGACAUGGGGCAUGAGCUCGGAAAGCGUGACCAGUUCAAACUCAAGACCGAGCAGCAUCUCAGUGGAGAAACAGGCCACAUCUGAAGCGUCCUCCACUACAGAGGCCAUUCAUCCUCCCAAAACCACAACAGUGACCCACAUGGGGACCCUCAGUACUGCAUGGGAAGCCCACUCCUCAGCCCCAGCUGUCUCAGAGACAGCCACUGGCACAUCUCCAAUUGAGACCUCCCCCACUGGUGGGACCACAAUGGCUGUCACACCAAUGCCUGGCUCCUCUGGAACCACGGAGACUGAGACACAGUCAAAGUCGUCCAAGGUUCCAGAACCAUGGGAAACUGGCACAUCCCCCUAUACCAGCUCAGCCUCAGGGGACAUCAGCAUUGCUUCCGAGGUCUCCACUGGGACUAGUGCUGAGGCCUCCAGGACAGACAUCAUGUUCCCCAGCAGGACAUCCACCCAUGGCCUUGUUCAACUCACGAUGUCACCAGACUUCCCCACAGAAAUCAACACAAGGCUCUCUACCUCCCCUGUCAUGGUGGAAUCUGAACCUAUAACCAUGGCCACUGAAACUGUUCCCCCAGGGGCUAUAUCCCAGGAUACAGUAGCUUGGGACACAUCAGCCACAGCAUCGGCGGCACAGACACACUCAGCUGUGACUCAGGGUUCUCCCCUGUCAGAGAUGACUACUAGUGUGGACAGAGGUUCUGAAGAUGAAUCACCCACCAGCCUGUCCUCUGAGCAGGACAUCAGCUCUCCAUCUUCCCUGGUGCCUUUCCCUGCCAUGACCUGGUCUUCUGCACUGUCCUCCACACUGCCAACCAUUAAUCCUUCUCCUGUUCCUGUCACCUCACCUCUCGCCCCUGGCCUGCUGACCCACAGCAUGUGGGGCAUGAGUUCAAAAGGUGUGACCAGUUCAUCUUCAGUUCUGACCAGCACACUAGUGGAUAUCCAGACCACGUCUGAAGCCUCUACCACUACAGAGGCCAGUCGCCUUCCUGAAAACACAGCAGUGACCCUCGUGGGGACCCUAACUUCUGCAUGGGAAUCAUACUCCUUGGCCUCAGCUGGGUCAGGGACAGCCAUAGGGACAUCUCCAGUUGAGACCUCCUCCUUUGAUGUGGAUGCCACAGCUUCCACAACAAUGCCUGACCUGUUGGGAACCACAGAGACUGAGAUACAGUCAAUAUCAUCCCUGGCCCCAGAACCACGGGCAACCAUCAUGGCCCAGCACACCAGCUCAACACCAGAGGAAAUCACUGUCCCUUCCAAGGUGUCCACUGGUCCUAAUGCUGAUGCGCCCAGGAUACCCAUCAUGUCCCCAAGCAAAACAUCCAUCCCUGGCCUUGUUCAGCCCACGAUGUCACCACACUUCUCUACAGGAAUCACCACCAGGCUCUCUACUUCAUCCAUCAUGGCAGAAUCUGCACCUAUAAACUUGGCCACUGAAACUGUUCCCCUGGGGGCUACAUCCCAGGGCACAGUAGCCUGGGACACUUCAGCCACAGCAUUAGGGGCACAGACACACUCGGCUGUGACUCAGGGUUCUCCACAUUCAGCGGUGACCUCUAGUGUGGACAGAGGUUCUGAGGGUGAGUCACGAGUAAGCCCUUCCUCUGAGAGAGACAUCAGCUCUCCAUCUUCCCUAGUGUCUUUACCUGCCAUGACCUCAUCCUCUGGAGUGUCCCCCACGCUGCCACCUAGGAGUUUUUCUCCUGUUCCUGUCACCUCACCUCUCACCCUUGGCCUGCUAAAGAUCCCCAGCACAUGGAGCACAAGCUCGGAAGGUGUGAUCAGUUCACCUUCAGGUCUGAGUCAGACCUCAGUGGAGAUAUGGGCCACGCCUGAAGCCUCUACCACUACAAGGUCUAUCCACCUUCCCGAAAACACAGCAGUAACCCAUGUGGGGACCCUCAGUCAUGCACUGGAAUUGCAUUCCUCAGCCCCAGCUGGCUCAGAGCCAGGCACAGGGAUGUCUCCAAUUGAGACCUCCUCCCUCCCUGGGGAUGCCACAGCUUCCACACCAAUGCCUGGCCUCUCUGGGACCACAGAGACUGAGACACAGUCAAUGUCACCUCUGGCCCCAGAAACAUGGGAAACGGUCAUGUCCUGGCAUACUAGUUCAGCUCCAGAGGCUAUCAGCAUCCUCUCUGAGGUGUCCACUGGGACUACCACUGAGGCAUUCAAGACAGAUGUCAUUUCUUCUAGCAGGACAUCCAUCCCUUUCCCUGUUCAGACAACAAUGUCACCAGACAUCCCCACGGAAGUCAACACCAGGCUCUCUACCUCCCCUGUCAUGGCGGAAUCUGAACCUAUAACCAUGGCCACUGAAACCGUUCCCCCAAGGGCUACAUCCCAGGACACAGUAGCCUGGGACACAACAGCCACAACAUUAGGGGCACCGACACACUUGGCUGUGACUCAGGGUUUUCCACAUUCAGUGGUGACCUCUAGUGUGGACAGAGAUUAUGAGGGUGAGUCACCCACCAGCCCUUCCUCUGAGCAGGACAUCAGCUCUCCAUCUUCCCUGGUGCCUUUACAUGCUAUGACCUCAGCCUCUGCAGUGUCCCCCACACUGCCAGCCAGUAGGCCUUCUCCUCUUGCUCCUGUCACCUCACCACCUCUCACCACUGGCCUGCCAACAAUCCAUAGCACGUGGGGCACGAGCACAGAAGGUGUGAUCAGUUCACCCUCAGUUCUGACCAGCACGUUAGUGGACACUUGGGCCACAUCUGAAGCCUCUACCCCUACAGAGGCCAUUCACCCUCCUGAAUACACAGCAGUCACCCAUGCGGCAACCCUCCGUUCUGCCCAGGAAUCCCACUCCUCGUCCCCAGCCUCAUCAGAACCAGCCACAGGAACAUCUCCAAUCGAGACCUCCUCCAUCGGUCAGGACACCACGGCUUCCACACCAAUGCCUGGCCUCUUGGGAACCACAGAGAAGGAAACAGUGUCAUCGUCAUCCCUGGCCCCAGAACUGUGGGAAUUGGACUCCUUUCGGCACACCAGCUCAGCCACGGAGGAAAUCACCAUCCCCCCUGAGGUGUCCACAGGUUCUAGUGCUGAGGCCUCCAGGACAGACGUCAUCUCCCACAGCAGGACAUCCAUCCCUGUCCCUUCUCAGCCCACAAUGUCCCCUGACAUCCCCAUGGGAAUCAACACCAGGCUCUCUACCUCCCUCAUUGAGGCAGAAUCUGCACAUAUAAUCAUGGCCACCAGAACAGUUCCCCCAGGAGCUACCUCCCAGGGCACACUAGCCUGGUCCACAUCAGCCUCAGCCGGGCGGUCUCAUAUACACUCAGCAAUAACUCAGGGUUCUCCACGCUCAGAGGUGACCACUAGCAUGGAAAGAGUUUCUGAGAAUGAGUCACACACAAGCCCUUCCUCUGAGCAAGACAUCAAUUCUCCAUCUUCCCUGGUGCCUUUUCAUGCCAUGACCUCAACUUCUGCAGUGCCCCCCACGCUGCCAGCCACUGGUCCUUCUCUGGUUCCUGUCACCUCACCUCUCACCCCUGGCCUGAUGAGGACCCCCAGCACGUGGGGCAUGAGCUCAGAAGGGGUGACCAGUUCACCCUCAGGUCUGACCAGCAUCUCAGUGGUGGAGACUCGGGACACAUCUGAAUACUCUACUGCUACAGAGGCCAUUUCCCAUGCCAAAAACACAGCGAUGACUCACACAGGAUCCCUCAGUUCCACAUGGGAAUCCCACUCCUCGGCCCCAAAUGGCUCAGAGCCAGCCACAGGAAUGUCUCCAGUUGAGACCUCCUCCCUCAGUGGGGACACCCUGGCUUCCACACAAAGGCCUGGCCUCUCUGGAACCACGGAGACUGAGAUACAGUCAGCGUCGUCCCUGGCCCUGGAACCACGGGAAACCAGCACAUCCUGGCACAUCAGCUCAGCCACAGAGGAAAUCACCGUCCCUCCUGAGGUGUCCCCUGGUACUAGUCCUGAAGCCACCAGGACAGCCGUCAUGUCCCCCAGCAGGACAUCCAUCCCUGGCCCUGGUCAGGCCACAGUGUCACCAGACAUUCCCACAGAAAUCAAAACCAGGCUCUCUACCUCCCCUGUCAAGGCAGAAUCUGAACCUAUAACAAUGACCACUGAAACUGUCCCCCUGGGUGCUACACCCCAGGGCACACUAGCCUGGGACACAUCAGCCACAGCAUCAGGGGCACAGACACACUUGGUUGUGACUCAGGGUUCUCCACGCUCAGAGAUGACCGCUAGCGUGGACACAGGUUCUGAGGAUGCGUCACCCACCAGCCCUUCCUCUGAGCAAGACAUCAGCUCUCCAUCUUCCUUGAUGCCUUUACCUGCCAUGUCCUCGAUUUCUGCAGUGUCUCCCACACUGCCAGCCACUAGCCCUUCUCCACCUGAUCAUGUCACCUCAUCUCUCACCCCUGACCUGCUGAUGAUCCCCGGUACAUGGGACAUGAGCUUGGAAGGUGUGACCAGUUCACCCUCAGGUCUAAGCAGCACAUUAGUGGACAUCCGGACCUCAUCUGAAGCCUCUUCCACUAUAGAGGCCAUUUACCUUCCUGAAAACACAGCAGUGACCCACGUGGGGACCCUCAGUUCUGUAGGGGAUUCCCACUCCUCUGCCCCAGCUGGCUCAGAGACAGCCACAGGCACGUCUCCAGUUGAGACUUCUUCCCUCCAUGGGGAUGCCACAGCCUCCAUGCCGAUGCCUGGCUUCUCUGGAACCACACAGACUGUGACAUUGUCAGUGUCAUCUCUGGCCCUGGAACCAUGGGAAAGUGGCAUGUAUCCCCACACCAGCUCAGCUCCGGAGGAAAGCACUGUCCCUUCCAAGGUGUCCACUGGUAUUAGUCCUGAGGCCUCCAGGACAGCCGUCAUCUCGCCUAAGGGAACAUCCAUCCCUGUCCCUAUUUGGCCCACAAUUUCAAAAGACUUCACCUCGAGAAUCAACACCAAGCUCUCCACCUCCCCCGUCGUGGCAGAAGCUGCACCUAAAACCAUAGCGACUGAAACUGUUCCCCUGGAGGCUACAUCCCAGGGCACAUUUCCUUGGAACACAUCAGCCACAGCCUCAGGGGCUCAUAUGCACUCAGGUAUGACUCAGGAUUCUACAGGAGCAGAGAUGACCACUAGUGCGGACAGAGGUUCUGAGGAUGAGUCACGUACCAGCCCAUCCUCUGAGCAGGACAUCAGCUCUCCAUUUCCCCUGGUGCCUUCCCAUGCCAUGACCUCAGCUUCUUCAGUGUCCAACACAUUGCCAGCCAGUAGUCCUUUUCCUUCUGACUCUGUCACCUUACCUGUCACCACUGGCCUGCUGAGGUCCCACAGCACAUGGGGUAUGAGCUCAGAAAGUGUGACCAGUUCACCUUCAGGUCUGAGUCAGACCUCAGUGGAAAUACAGGACAUGUCUGAAGCCUCUACCACUGCCAAGUCCAUUCACCCUCCUGAAAACACAGCAGUGACCCACGUGGGGACCCUCAGUACUGCAUGGGAAGUCCACUCCUCAGCCCCAGCUGGCUCAACAACAGCCCCACACAUGUCUCCAAUUGAAACCUUCUCCGUUGAUGGAGACACCAUGGCUCCCACACCAAUGCCUGGCCACUCUGGAACCAUGGAGACUGACACACAGUCAACGUCGCCUCUCGCCCUGGAAAUGAGGGAAACCAUCAUGUCCCAGCCCACCAGCUCAGCCCCAGAGGACAUCAGCAUCCCUUCUGAGGUCUUCACUGGGACCAGUGCUGAGGCCUCCAGGACAGACAUCAUGUCCCCCAGCAAGACAUCUGUGCCUGGCCCUGUUCUGCCCACAAUGUCACCAGACAUCCCUAUGGAAUUCAACACUGGGCUUUCUACCUCUUCCCCUAGUGUUGAUAUUGGAAAAGUCACCAUCAUCACCAAGAAAGGGACUGAUGGCGUCGUGGAGCGUAUUACAAAGAUACCCAAUGAAGCAGCCCAUGGAGGUGUCACAGGACCAGUCCAUGUACAUGUGGCACCCACAUCAUCUGCCAGUCCUACAGGACUACCAACAGACUGGAUGGAGAGAGCAGAGACCACAGCUCUGAAGACCACCUCUACAGCAACUCUGACCACUACUGUCUCUACCCCCGCUUCGGGAACAUGGACUCUCCUCAGGACAUCAGGCAAGGUGACCAGCACAAGCACAAGAGGAACGAUCAUUUCAACCCCAGAUAUUUCUUCUGAUGUUCUACAGAUGACCGCCUCAUUGGCCACCAUACCUGGGGCAGAGACCAGCACAGAAGUUCCCAGGACAACCCCGUCUGUUUUCAGUAGAGGCUCACAGACUACACCCUCACUGGUCCCUAGUUCUGAUGCAGAGAACGGUCCAGCUUCUCCAACUCUGGCUGUUUCCCUUGAAAUGGUGACCUCACUGGUAACUAGUCCUGGGGCAGAGAUGAGCACAGUUAUUUCAACUCUGACUGACUCCCAAGAUGAACCAGAGACCAACACCUCAUGGGUCACCCAACCUGGGGCACUGAGCGGUUCAUCUAUUCCAGUUCCAAGUGUCCUUCCUGGUAAGCCAGGGCUGGUGACCUCAAUGGAUACUAAUUCUGGAGCAGAGACCAGCCCAACUGAUCAAACUGCGACUACUUCCCCUGGUGAGCCAAAUGCAGCAGCCUCAUUGGUUACCCAUCCUGGGGCACAGACCAGUUCAGCCAUUCCAACUCCAGCCAUUUCCCCUGGUGUAUCAGGGGUGGGAAUCUCACCAGUUACCAGUUCUGGAGCAGAGACCAAUACAACUUUUAUAACUCUGACUGAUUCUCCACAUGAACCAGAGACAACAGCCUCAUGGGUCACCCCUCCUGGGACAGAAGCCAUUUCCACUGUUGCAACUUCAACUGUUUCCCCUGGUGAGCCAGAUGCAACAGCCUUGUGGGUUCAUUCCACAGAGAAUAGCACACCUGUUCCCAGAAUAACUCCAAAUUUUUCCCAAAGUGAAUUAGACACCAUACUCUCAAUGGCCACCACUCCUAGGGUAGAAGCCAGUUCAGCCAUUCCAACAGUGACUGUCUCGUCUGGUGUGCCAGCUACAGUGACCUCCCAGACCACUAGUUCUGGGACAGACACCAGUACAACCUCUUCUACUCUGACUGAAUCCCUGUAUGGAUCAGACACAACAGUCUCCUUGGUCACCCAUCCUGCAGUGUCCAACCCAACGGUUCCCAGGACAACCCCCAGUGCUUCCCAUAGUGAAUCAUAUAGCAAACCCUCAACAGCCACCAGCCUUGAGACAGAAGCCAGUUCAGCUGUUCCAACUACACCUAUCUCCCCUGACAUACCAGAUAUGGUGACCUCACAGGCCACUAGCUCUGGGACAGAUGCCAGUAUGGUUAUUUCAACUCUGACUCUUUCUCCUGGAGAACCAGCGAACACAGUCUCAUGGGUUAAUCAUCCUGGAGCACAGACCAGUUCUUCCAUCCCAACUCUGACUGUCUCCCCUGGUGUAUCAGGAGUGGGGACCUCACUGGUCACUAAUUCUGAGGCAGAGACCAGUACGAUUUUUCCAACUCUGACUGAUUACCCACAUGAAUCAGAGACAGCCUUACGGGUUACCCAUUCCUCAGAGACCAGCACACCUGUUUCCAGAAUAACUCCAAAUUUCUCCCAUAGUGAAUCAGGUACCACACUCUCAACAGCCACCACUCCCGGGGCAGAAGUCAGUUCAUUUUCAGCUACAACUAUCUCACCAGGCAUACCAGGGUUAGUGACCUUAGUGGUUACCAGUUCUGGGGUAGAGACGAGUACAACUUUUUCAACUCUGGCUGAUUCUCUGCAUGAACUGGAGGCCACAGCCUCAUGGCCAGAUACAGCAGUCUCAUUGGUCACCCAUCCUGCAGAGACCAGCUCAACUAUUCCCAAGGCAACACCCAAUUUUUCUUACAGUGAAUCAGAUACCGUACAUUCAAUAGCUACCAGUUCUGGGGCACAGACAAGUUCAGCCAUUCCAACUCUGACCAUCUCCCCUGGCGUACCAGAGGUAGAAAUCUCACUAGCCACAAGUUCUGGGCCAGAGACAAGUACAACUUUUACAACUCUGACUCUUUCUCCAGGUCAAAUGGAGACCACAGGCUCAUGGGUCACCCAUUCUGAGACAGAGUUCAGUUCAGCUGUUCCAACUCUGCCUGCUUCCCCUGGGGAGCCAGAUACAGUAGUCUCAUUGGUCACCCAUCCUGCAGAGACCAGCCCAACAGUUUCCAGGACAACUCCCAAUGUCUCCCAUAGUGAAUUGUAUACCACAUACACAAUGGCCACCAGCCAUGGGGCAGAAGCCAGUUCAGCUGUUCCAACUCCAACUGCCCCCCCUGGUGUACCAGAUAUGGUGACCUCACAGGUCACUAGUUCUGAGAAAGAUGCCAGUACAGUCAUUCCCACUCUCAAUCUUUCUCCUGGUGAACCAGACACCACACAGUCAAUAGCCACCAGCCGUGGGGAAGAAACCAGUUCAGUGGUUCCAACUCCAACUGUCUCUCUUGGUGCACCAGAUAUGGUGACCUCUCACGUUCCUACUUCUGAGACAGAUGCCAAUAUGACUAUUCCAAGUCUGACUCUUUCUCCUGGUGAACCAGCAACCACAGGCUUAUUGGUCACCCACCCCAGUGCAAAGACAAGUACAUAUUUUCCUGGUUCAACUGCUUUUCCUCAUUUACCAGAGACCAUAGCCUCACUCUCUGUCCAACCUGAGCUGGAGAUGAGUACAGCUCCUCCAGUUCGGACUGUUUCCCUCGGUCUACCAGAGACAACAUCCUUCACCACAUCCAUGACGGAGACCAGCAGAGUUGAUCUGGGUCCAACAGUCUCACCUGGUGUUCCUGUAGAAACAGCCUCACUCUCCACCCAUCUUGGCACAGAUAUCACAACUAUUUCAACGUCAACUCUUUCCCCUGUGUUAUUGAAGACUACAGGCUUAUUGGCCACCAGUGCUGCAUCAGAGGCCAGCACAGGUGGCCCAACUUUGACUGCUGGUGUUCUUGGGCCUGUCAGUACCCCUGAAACCACUGGUGAGUCUCAUACCUUAACUUCCUGGAGCACAGAACCCUCACCAUCUGUGACCUCAAUUGAACUCCUGGAAUUGUCCAAGACUGUGACAGGGGACACUGUGACCUUGAUAGCAUCAGAGACCCCAACACCACCUAAAACCAGUCACAGAGACGGAUCGAGUCCAACUGCUAUCCUGAAAACCACAACUCCUGAGACCACUAAUUUAGCUGCCACAGGCUCAGGCCACAUCAUGGUGGAGACUGCAGCCACCUUCAAUACAUCUGUGGCAAGUCCCUUUGUCCCUGAGACCUCAGCUGGGAUGUCCACCUUGACCUCUCUGAGUGUGACUUCAGAAACAAUCUCCACCACCACAGCUGCAGCCCCUUUCUUGAUGCCUUUUACUGUCAACUUCACCAUCACCAGCCUGCACUACACCGAGGACAUGGGGAACUCGGGCUCUGAGAUAUUCAAUGCCACUGAGAGACACCUGCAGCACCUGCUCAGGACUCUGUUCGAAAACAGCAGUGUUGGUUCCCUCUAUGAUGGCUGCAGGCUGACCUUGUUCAGGGCUGAGAAGGAUGGGACAAGCACCAGGAUAGAUGCAGUCUGUACCUACCGCCCAGAUCCCACCGGCUUCAGGCUGGACAGAGAGCGGCUCUACCAGGAGCUAAGCCAGCAGACCCAUGGCAUCACUCAGCUGGGCCCCUACACCCUGGACAGGAACAGUCUCUGUGUCAACGGUUAUAACCAUCAGUACUGGACCCCCACCACCAGCAUUGUGGGCCCAGCCCUGGUGCCAUUCACCCUCAACUUCACCAUCACCAACCUGCUCUGCACCCCAGACAUGAGGCACCCAGGCUCCAUGAAGUUCAACUCCACUGAGAGGGCCCUGAAUCGCCUGCUUGGUCCCUUGUUCAAGAACACCAGUAUUGGCUCACGGUACUCUGGCUGCAGACUGACCUUGCUCAGGACUGAGAAGGGUGGAACAGCAACAGGAGUGGACGUGAUCUGCACUUAUCAUCCUGACCCCAUGGGCCCUGGGCUGAACAGAGAAGAAUUGUACCAGGAGCUGAGUCAGCUGACCCGCGGUGUCACCUGGCUGGGCACCUACACCCUGGACAGAGACAGUCUCUAUGUCAAUGGUUAUAACCACCGGUACUGGAACCCUACCACCAGCAGUGUGAGCCUGUCUCUGGUGCCCUUCACCCUCAACUUCACCAUCACCAACCUGCGCUACACAGAGGGCAUGGGGCCCCCAGGAUCUGAGCUAUUCAACUCUGUAGAGAGGAUCUUGAAUCGUCUGCUCAAACCCUUGUUCCAGAACAGCAGCAUUGGGCCCCUCUAUUAUGGCUGCAGAUUGACCUUGCUCAGGCCUGAGAAAAAGGGAACAGCCACUGGAGUUGAUGCUGUCUGUACUCACCAUCCUGACCCCAUGGGUCCUAAGCUAGACAGGGAGAAGCUGUACUGGGAGCUGAGCCAUCAGACCCAUGGUGUCACCCAGCUGGGCUCCUUCACCCUGGACAAGAACAGCCUCUAUGUCAAUGGUUACACCCACUGGACCUCAGCCCCCACACCCAGUGACUAUUCAUCCUUAGCUCCUGUGACUCCUGUGCACUUCCCAGGGACCUCGAUGGUGCCAGCCCACUUCUCCAGCUCCACAGCCUCAGAUGAACAGAGAACGAUACCCAAAAACAUCCCAGCUGCUGGUCCUGCCCCAGUGCCCUUCACCCUGAACUUUACCAUCAUCAACCUGCACUACACGAAGGACAUGCAGCCGAGCUCGGCAAAGUUUAACUCCACAGAGUCAGCUCUACAACGCCUGCUCAAGCCCUUGUUUGCCAACAACAGCAUUGGUCCGCUCUACAUUGGCUGCAGAGUGACCACACUAAGGCCUGAAAGGGGUGGAACAGCCACUGGAGUUGACGCUGUCUGCACCUACCGACCUGUCCCUUCGGGUCUCCAGCUGGACAGGGAGCGCCUCUACUGGGAACUGAGCCGCCAGACCCAUGGUGUCACCCAGCUUGGUUCCUACAUCCUGGACAGGGACCGUCUCUUUGUCAACGGUUACACCAGAUCACCACUGACCCCCAUCCCCAGUGGAACCUCAGUAGCUCCAAUCUCCUUCUCCAGCUCUACAGUCUCCGGCCCUGACCUGGUUCCAUUCACCCUCAACUUCACCAUCACCAACCUGCGCUACACAGAGAGCAUGCAGUUUAUGGGGUCAGCCAAGUUCAACGAAAUAGAGAAGGUCUUGCAGAGCCUGCUCAGACCCUUAUUCAAGAACACCAGUGUCGGCCCCCUCUACUCUGGCUGCAGACUGACCUCGCUCAGGCCCGAGAAGGCUGGAGCAGCCACCAGGGUGAACACAAUCUGCUCCUACCGCCCCGACCCUGCGGGCCGCGGGCUGGAUAGAGAGAAGCUGUACUGGGAGCUGAGCCGGCUGACCCGUGGUAUCACCUGGCUGGGCCCCUACACCCUGGAGCAGGACAGUCUCUGUGUCAGUGGCUACACCCACCAGACACCAGUAACCGCCCCCAGUGGCCCUGCCGCGUAUCCAUCCCGGGCCUGACAGCCUGGCCUCUCCUCUCCCUCCCCUGCUGCAGCCACGGGACAUCCCCUUGUGCCUUUCACCCUCAACUUCACUAUCACCAACCUACCCUACGCUGAGGACAUGCAGCCUCCUGGAUCCUUGAAAUUUAACACCACGGAGAGGUCCCUGCAGCGCCAGCUCGGACCCUUGUUCCAGAACACCAGUGUGGGCCCCCUGUACUCAGGCUGCAGACUGACCUUGCUCAGGCCCGAGAAGGAUGGGGCAGCCACUGGAGUGGAUGCCGUCUGCACCCACCGCCCUGACCCCACGGGCCCUGGGCUGGACAGAGAGAGGUUGUACCAGGAGCUGAGCCAGCUGACCCAUGGUGUCACCAGGCUGGGUCCCUACACCCUGGAUCCCAACAGUCUCUACAUCAAUGGUUUCACCCACCAGACGCAGGCCACCACCCCCAGCAGUCACACCCAACCGGCUUCAGCCACCACCCCCAACAGUGAGUAUUUCCGACCUCGUGUGCCUGUGACCACCACCCUUCCCCUAAAGAUGGGGGCUGCUCAGUCAGCCAGGCCUUCCCUCCUGUUCCCCCCCUUCUGGAUGGGAAGUCCAGAGGACAUGUAUGGAAAUGUGGGCCGAGCUGGAGCCACUGGCCCUGCUCUGGUGUCCUUCACCCUGAACUUCACCAUCACCAACCUGCACUACACUGAGGACAUGGGGCACCCCAGUUCCUUGAAGUUCAAUUCCACCAAGAGGAUCCUCCAGCACCAGCUCAAGCUCCUGCUCAGUAAGACCAGUGUCGGCCCCCUCUACGCUGGCUGCAGACUUGCCUCGCUCAGGCUUGAGAAGGGUGGUGCAGCCACUGGCGUGGACAUCGUCUGCACCGUCCACUCUGACCCUGCGGGCCCCAGGCUGGACAGAGAGCGGCUAUACUGGGAGCUGAGCCGUGAGACCCAUGGCAUCACCCGGCUGGGGCCCUUCACCCUGGACAGGGACAGCCUCUGUGUCAACGGUUACACCUAUGGAGCCACAGCCCCAACUACCACUGCUGGGGAGGCCCGUGAGGAGCUGUUCACACUGAACUUCACCAUCGACAACCUGCGCUACUCAGCAGACAUGGGCCGCCCCGGCUCCCUCAAGUUCAACAUCACAGAUACCCUCAUGCAGCACCUGCUGGGCCCAUUGUUCCAGAAGAGCAGUCUGGGUACCCGAUAUACAGGCUGCAAGGUCACCUCACUAAGGUCCGUGAAGAAUGGUGCCAAGACGAGGGUGAACAUCCUCUGCACCUACCGGCAGCACCCCAGCAGCCCGGGUCUACUUGCGAAACAGGUGUUCCAUGAACUGAGCAGGCAGACCCGUGGCAUCACCCGGCUGGGCCCCUAUUCACUGGACAAGGACAGCCUCUACCUCAAUGGUUAUAACGAGCGUGGUCCAGAUGAGCCUCCCACAACUCCUGAGGCAGCCACCACAUUCCUGCCUAGUUCAUCAUCACCUGUGCAACCAGAAGCCACCACAGCUAUGGGACACAACCUGAAGACCUUCACACUGAACUUGACCAUCUCCAACCUCCAGUAUUCAACAGACAUGAGCCACAGCUCAGCUACAUUCAACUCCACCAAGAGGACCCUGCAGCACCUGCUUGGAUCCUUGUUCCAGAAGAGCAGCCUGGGCCCCUUCUAUUCAGGUUGCAGAUUAAUCUCCCUCAGGCCUGAGAAGGAUGGGGUAGCCACUCAUGUUAACGCCAUCUGCACCUAUCACCAUGACCCCAUGGGCUACAGGCUGGACCGAGAACAGCUUUACUGGGAGCUAAGCCAGCUGACCCAUGGUGUCACCCAGAUGGGCAUCUAUACCCUGGUCAGGGACAGCCUCUUCGUCAAUGGCUACGCACCCCAGAAUUUAUCUAUUCAGAAUGAGUAUCAGCUGAAUUUCCGCAUCCUCAACUGGAACCUCAGCAACUCAGACCCUGCAUCCUUGGAGUACACAACCCUGCUGAGAGACAUCCAGGACAAGGUCACCAAACUCUACAGAGGCAGCCAGCUACAAGACAUUUUCCGCUCCUGCCUGGUCACCAACUUGACGUUGGACUCCAUGUUGGUCACCAUCAAGGCUCUGUUCUCUUCCAAUGUGGACCCCAGUAUGGUGAAGCAAGUCUUUCUAGACAAGACCCUGAAUGUCUCAUCCCACUGGCUUGGUGCCACCUAUCAGCUGGCAGAUUUGCAUGUGACAGAAGUGGAAUCAACAGCUCAUCUACCAACAGACAGACCAACAAGCAGUCCCACCUCUCAGCACUUCCAGCUGAAUUUCACUGUCACCAACCUACUCUAUUCCCAAGACUUAUCCCAGCCCAACACCACCAAACACCAGCGGAACAAGAGAAGUAUCGAGAAUGCGCUCAAUCAGCUCUUCCGAAACAGCAGCAUGAAGAGUUAUUUCUCUGACUGUCAAGUUUUAGCAUUCAGGUCUGUCCCCAACAGCAACCACACUGGGGUGGACUCCAUCUGUAACUUUUCACCAUUGGCUCGGAGACUGGACAGAAUUGCCAUCUAUGAGGAGUUCUUGAGGCUGACCCAAAAUGGUACCCAGCUGCAGAAUUUUACCCUGGACAGAAACAGUGUCCUUGUGGAUGGGUAUUCUCCCAACAGAAAUGAUGUCUUGACUGAGAAUUCAGACCUCCCCUUCUGGGCCAUCAUCCUCAUUUGCUUGGCAGGACUCCUGGUACUCAUCACAUGCCUGAUCUGCUGUUUCCUGGUCACCAUCCGCCUGCGGAAGAAGGAGGGAGACUACGAGGUUCAGCAACACAGCCUGGGCUAUUACCUGCCAUACCUAGACCUGAAGUUGCAGUGA